This is a messenger RNA of Trichoderma asperellum CBS 433.97, 3677 nucleotides long. RefSeq lists its product as uncharacterized. Gene Ontology annotation, cellular component: cytosol. Lineage: Eukaryota; Fungi; Ascomycota; Sordariomycetes; Hypocreales; Hypocreaceae. The record is from RefSeq and is a predicted model, not a curated record. Gene Ontology annotation, molecular function: aromatase activity; FMN binding; NADPH-hemoprotein reductase activity.
CGUGAACAAAGAUGUUACGAAUUGGGUGGAAACACCAUACAGCUUCUUUCUUACAUUAAUAUUCUUUUAUGCAGAAAAUGGGAUAUGCUCAAAGACUCAAGACGAAACUCAAAGGUCAAAAUGGAGAUAAGGUACUGGAAUCCGGUAUUAACAAAGCAGCUCCCACGCAGAGGCGCGAGAGCGAACGCGAAUCAAAGGCUGUGAAUGGAUUAAAUAUCAUUGAGAUUCCAAAACCCAAAGGUCUCCCGGUAAUCGGAAUCCUGCACAAAAUCGACUUUGAAUAUCCACUGGCGUCUCUGAUUGAGAUAAUUGAGCCGCUGGGACCGAUAUGCCAAUUCGCGAUUGGAGGCGAAUUAUUCAUAUUUGUACAAAGCGCCGAGCUUGUAACCGAACUCUGCGAUGAAUCAAGAUUUCACAAAAUUGUAGCAGCCGAAUUGGACAAGCUGCGCUACGUCGUUCACGAUGGGCUGUUCACUGCGAGGAACGAUGAGCGCAAUUGGGCAAUCGCCCAUCGGAUUUUGAUGCCUGUUUUCGGGACGAUCAAGAUUCGUGACAUGUUUCCAGAGAUGAAAGAUCUUGCUCAACAGCUGUGUCUUAAAUGGGCUCGCUACGGCGAAGAUUAUGUUAUUGAUGUUACCUCAGACUUCACUCGUCUUGCCCUCGACACGAUCGGCCUAUGUGCAAUGGGGUACAGAUUUAACAGUUUCCAUAACGAAGUGAUGAUACAUCCGUUCGUCCAUAGCAUGGUGAGGAUAUUGAAAGAGUCCAGCACCCAAGCAUCCUUACCGCAGUUCGUCAACUCUCUCCGAAAGAGAUCGUGGCACCGAUAUGAGAAAGACACAUCCUACAUGAGAGAACUGUGCCGAAAGAUUAUUCAGGAACGAAAACAACAGAAGGGAUCGGAAUUCCACGAUCUGCUGGGCGCGCUUCUGGAAGGCCGCGACCGCGACACCGGCGAAGGUUUAUCCGACGACUCCAUUAUAGACAAUAUGAUCACAUUUCUCAUCGCCGGCCAUGAAACUACAGCUGGACUCCUAUCGUUCACUUUCUACUACUUUAUGAAAAAUCCUCGGGCAAUGGAAAAGGCACGCCAGGAAGUUGACGAAGUAAGCGGAGGCGAGCCAAUCACAGUACAGCACCUUUCCAAGUUGGCAUAUCUCAACGCAGCUCUUAAAGAGAGUUUGCGUCUUCAGCCUACGGCACCUGGUUUUAUUUUGGGUUCAGACAAAGAUGAGAUAAUUGGCGGCAAGUAUUUGAUCCCCGCUAAUGUCUCCGUUAUCGUCCUACUCUCCCUGCUUCAUCAAGAGAAGGCCAUUUACGGCGAAGAUGCCUCUGAGUUUAAGCCAGAACGAAUGCUAGAUGAAAAUUUCAAUAAGCUACCGCCCAAUGCUUGGAAGCCAUUUGGCAACGGGAUGAGAGGAUGCAUUGGGAGAGCAUUUGCAACUCAGGAAGCGCUUCUCAUUAUUGCGAUGCUGCUCCAAAACUUCGUAUUUGAGAUGGCGGACCCGACGUACGAGCUCCAGAUUCGAGAGACUUUAACGAUCAAACCCGAAAAUUUCAAACUCAAGGCGAAGCUCAGGCGUGGGGGAAACGCAACAGAUUUUCAGUCUGAGCUGCAGUCAUCAGGUACAAAAACAAAAGGCGUCAGGACCGACUCAGCGGUGUCAAUAACUUCGGCACAGGCUGACAAGAAAGAUAAAAAACCCCUGACGAUUCUCUUCGGAUCAAACAGCGGUACUUGUGAAGCAUUGGCAUACAGAUUGGCAUCGGACGCUGCUCUUCAUGGAUUCUACGCAAGGACGAUUGCACCAAUGAACGCAGCCUGCAACAACCUCCCGAAAUCCGAGCCCAUGAUAAUCCUUGCUGCUUCUUAUGAUGGCUCGCCCUCGGACAACGCUGUGGAAUUCUUCGAAUGGCUAAACAAAGUAGAGCCAGACUCCUUGAAAGGGGUUUCGUACACAGUUUUUGGCUGUGGCCACCGCGACUGGGUGGCAACGUUCCAGCGGAUUCCCAUCCUAAUUGAUGAUCUCCUCGAAAAGGCUGGAGCUGACAGAUUCGCUGAUAGGGGUCUCGCAGAUGCAGCAGUGAUGGAUAUCUUUGUGGAGCUGGAAAAAUGGACCACUGGUGUCGUGUGGCCGGCAAUUUCGCAGGCUGAAGGAGGAGGCGAUGAUGGGGAAAGUCGAUUGAUCAACUCGCUGCUCAAGGUCGAAGUCUCUCAGCCGCGGCAAUUGAGACAGUAUUCCCAGUUGGUACAGGCGACAGUGACAGAGUCACGGAGCCUAACGACAGAAUCUGCAAUUGGGAAGAAGAUGCACUUGGGCAUUCAGCUGCCUCCAGGAGCGUCAUAUCAUCCUGGUGACCACCUUCUUGUUCUCCCUGCAAAUCCACCGCGAGACGUUAAGAGAGUUCUAUCGCGUUUCCAUUUGGCUUGGGAUACUGUCGUGCGAGCUUCAGGUGACGAAUCUGUUCAUAUACCGGUUGAAACGUCGAUGACAGCGCAUGAGCUGCUGAGUUCAUACUUUGAGCUGUCCCAACCAGCAACACCAAGAGAUAUUCGAGUCCUUGCAGCUGCCGCUACUGAACAGAAGACAAAGCACCUCUUGAGCAGUUUGGCUACAGCGUCCUACGCGGAGGGCAUUCAUGAGAACAGAGUUUCCCUGCUUGACUUGCUAGAGGAAUUCCCAGAUAUCCCCCUCGCAUUUAGAACUUUUGUAGCCCUUUUGCCACCACUGCGCCUACGUACAUACUCUAUUUCGUCGUCGCCAUCUUGGGAGCCGAAUCAUGCCAGCUUGACGUUUUCGGUAUUGGACGAGCCGCCGACUCCGCCCAGAUCUAAAAGCUUUCUUGGUGUGGCUUCCAACUAUCUUGCCAACUCAACCCCAGGAGACUUGAUCCACGUAGCUACUCGCCCAGUCAAGAGCAUUUUCCAGAUGCCCACCGAUUUGUCUAAAGUACCAGUUGUCAUGGUUGCCGCGGGGGCAGGUCUUGCGCCAUUUAUGGGAUUUGUCCAAGAACGAGCUUCCCAGCAACGGAAUGGAACCGAGCUCGCGCCCGCCGCUCUCUUUUUCGGAUGCCGAUCAUCGCAUGACGAUUUGUAUCACCAUGAGCUCGACUGUUUUGAAGAAUCUGGAGCAAUUCAGGUUUUCCGUGCCUACAGUAGAGAAGACGCUGGCUCCAAGCCAAACAUUAGGAAAGGAUACAUCCAGGAUGCUUUGUUGGCGGAGAAGCAGGCAUUCCUUCGGCUGUGGAAUGACGGAGCAAAGGUUUACGUCUGCGGAGGAGUGAGAAUGGCUUCUGGAGUGAAAGAAGCUGUGAUGAAACUUGUGUAUAUGGCUGAGCACGAUGCUGCCUCGAAGAGUUUCACGCCGCAGGAGUGGUUCAAGCGGUUUGAGAAGACGCGCUACGCUGCAGAGAUUUUUACUUAGCCAUUGUGUGACUUUUUUUUUUUCUUUUUCUCUCUCUAUCGUAUUGGGAGCUAUGAUAAGUUGAUAUGUCAGUCCAGUCCUUUUUAUCUGCGUACUGUUUGAUGGCUUCAGUGUUGUCGCUGCAUUUAGUGGCUCCGCUGCAACCGGGCUGCCUUUUCCAAACAACCAGCAAUCUUGAACCAUUUAAGAGCAUAAAUGAUGAAGCAUAACCAGAAUUAUAGCCAAAAGACAUAAAUACAUAAGAGAAUCACC